This is a messenger RNA of Talaromyces rugulosus, 708 nucleotides long. RefSeq lists its product as uncharacterized. NCBI's taxonomy places the organism in Eukaryota, Fungi, Ascomycota, Eurotiomycetes, Eurotiales, Trichocomaceae. The record is from RefSeq and is a predicted model, not a curated record. The coding region runs from base 1 to 708 and encodes 235 amino acids. The transcript is spliced from 7 exons.
AUGGGCUACAACUCAAAACAGGUGACCCUUUUGGGAGUCUGUGGAACAGGUUUUGGCCUUUCGGCCAUUGUUGUGGGACUGCGGUUUUUUGUGAGGACAGUUCUUCGCCCUAACACUUUGGGGUGGGACGACUGGACCAUGUUAUUUACAUUUGGUGUUGCAGUGGCUGGCACGGCAGUUGAGAUUCUUAUGGUUGAGUACGGUGUUGGCCAGGAUAUGAGAGACGUCAACCCCGAAAAUAUUCCGAUGGUCGCCAAACUGACCUUGCUCAACUCGAUUCUCAGCCUCGUCGGAACUAUGACGGUCAAAGUUUCAAUUUGUUUUUUUAUUUUGAGAAUUGUCCAUCUCAGCAGUCGCACAGUGAAAUGGAUGGUUACAAUCAAUUUGACUGUGCUUGUUCCGGUCACCGUCGCUACCAUCAUAGUGGACCUAAUUCAAUGCAUUCCACUAGACGGUUAUUGGGACAAAAGCGUCCAAACGAAGUGUAUCAACCCGGAUACCAUCAAUGUUCUCCUUAAAACGUCAUCUGGUGUGGGCGUGGCUACGGACUUCUUGACUGCUGUUAUUCCGAUGGUGAUAGUAUAUCGCCUACAAAUGCACAGAUAUCAGAAGCGUGUUGUUUAUGGCCUCCUCGUACUUGGAUUUCUUCGCAUCAAUAGGCAAAACCGUAUCAAUUCGAUGGUCGCCGACAGACUACACAAAAGAUAA